GCUGAUGGUACCUUUAAGGAGGCUAGAUUUAUGUCUUCACUCGGGGAGAUCGGUCAGCGAGUUCUGAGGUGGUUAGUCGCCCUGUGAAAGGUGACAUCACGCAGAAGGGCUAUGAGAAGAAGCGGUCCAAGCUGAUUGGAGCGUUCUUCCCACAAGCACCAGGAAUGGAUCCGUCCAUGGGCCAGGAGAGGAGAGCCCCGGUCACCCCGUCCUCGUCCUCCCGCUACCACCGCCGGCGGUCUUCUGGCUCCAGAGACGAACGUUACCGAUCAGAUGUGCACACUGAGGCAGUGCAGGCGGCCCUGGCCAAGCACAAAGAGAGGAAGAUUGCGGUGCCGAUGCCUUCGAAGCGGCGGUCGCUAGUGGUCCAGACCUCAAUGGACGCCUACACGCCACCAGAUACCUCCUCAGGCUCAGAGGGCGAGGGUCAGGGCGACGGCAAUGAAGAGGAGGGAGGAGACGGCGAAGAAGAGGACGGAGGAGGCGGCCGGGAGGGGAGCAUCAGCAUGGAGCACUGGAUAAACCGGGCCAUCCAUGGCACCUCCUCCACCACCACCACCUCCUCCACGGCCUCCUCCUCCUCUUCCUCCACACGCAGCGGGGGGAGCGGGGCGGCCGGCGGCAGGCUGGCUGACGUCCUGGCCCAACACGUCCACAUCUCCGCCCACCACCACCACCUCCGCCACCACCACCAUCACCACCACCACCACCACCACAAAACAGAGAACCACUCUGCCCCUCCAGAUGUCACCGGCUACACCAACAACACCGUCGACGGUAUCCAGGUGGAGAGGGCCCCGGGCGCCGGCACCGCCGCCCAGAGACAGACGCCCAAGUACGGCAACGCCGAGCUGAUGGAGACCGGAGACGGUGUUCCAGUGAGCAGCAGAGUUUCAGCCAAAAUCCAGCAGCUCGUCAACACUCUGAAACGACCCAAACGGCCGCCGCUAAGAGAGUUCUUUGUCGACGACUUUGAGGAACUUCUGGAAGCGUGA
Molecule: messenger RNA, 995 nt
Organism: Cottoperca gobio
Lineage: Eukaryota; Metazoa; Chordata; Actinopteri; Perciformes; Bovichtidae
Product: disco-interacting protein 2 homolog C-like
Exons: 8
Coding region: 165-995 (276 amino acids)
Source: RefSeq, a predicted model, not a curated record